Symbiodinium sp. CCMP2592 is the source of this 2688-nucleotide messenger RNA. Lineage: Eukaryota; Dinophyceae; Suessiales; Symbiodiniaceae. The record is from the annotation of a GenBank genome assembly.
AUGUCGUGUCCGCGGAGACGGUUGAUCCGACACCAGAUCAAUGUCAAGAGUCCUACUGAUUCCUUCUCCCAGCGGGCGCAGACGACAGACGUGGACACAAACGAGAAGGCACGCAUCGUGGAAGGUGUCGACUCUGCCGAGAUGGUGGACGUGCAGCUGCGGCGACUGUCGCGAGAGGAGUUCGAUCAACGCCGGGCCAACGCAGUCAACUACUUCAAGGAGUCCACGGCCAUCAAUCAACUCAGUCGCUUCUCCGAGGCUUCUGCGGCCCUCGAAGCUGCCCGCAGACGUCGCGCUAACGACCGAGCAGUAAAGCCAGUGGCGGUUCCAGAAGUUUUGGAGGAGCCUGUCCCGGAAGCACCGACUGUUGCACCUGCGCCCCGCCGCCGGAGCUUUGCAGAGCAAUUUGGAUAUGGCGUGAUUCUGAAGACCACGCCGACCGAAAGACAAGCACAAGUCUUGCCCGAGCCACCCAAGCCCAAGAUGAACGGUGCCUUCAUUAGCCUGAUGGCAGGGGACACCGAUUUGCUUCGGCGCCUUGAGCGACGACGCCGCGCGGCGUCACUGGCUUCCUUUGGCUGCUGUCAUGCUCAAGCGGCGAAGAAAGAAAGCUUUGGGCUCUGGGCCAGCUUGUCAUCCAUGGCAUCUGACUCCUGGGACUGGGAAGAAAAGAUGCGUGAGCUCGAAGUGAGACUUCGGGAUGAGUUUCGAAUCGAAACCGCGAAGGUUCUGGCGAAGGUAGAGCGCCUGGAAUCGGAGCUGCGCCUCUCAAAAGAGACGCUCCUGCACAUCUCCGAGCCCGCGUCCUGGAGCCCUGACAGCGCAAAUGGAGAGCUAGAAGUUGAAGUUGAAGACCCCUCAAAGCAAUGGGCACAAAAGGUGCAGCCACAGGUUCCCAAGCCUCAAACACUACAGGAAUCGAAACCCAAAGAAGAGAUGAAAGAGACUGGGCCGAGUGGGUCGCCGACGGAUGAAGCUCAAGAGCCGAUCCCUUUCACAGAGUCGACUUGGAAUCUGCUUCUCGUUCUGGGCUUCACAAAGGCUGGCUGGAUCGACAUUGUGAUUGGCUGUGGUGUCUUCGUCGGAAGUCUUCUGCUGCAGGGAGGUUUGUGCUACGUGCUUCUAACCGGCGACUUCCUGGGAAAGCCACUGACUCGCGAGAUCGAAGUGGCGAAAAGGUGGAGAGCUGGGACUGCACAUGAUUUCAAGCAUCUGGACAUCGCAGAAACAAGCCUUGUGUCGCGCGUGUGCAACGGAGAUGGAUCUCUGAUCAUGUCCACGCAGCAGGCAGCCUUCAUCUCACAGCUGAACACUUACCUCGGCAUGCAAGCAAGUGAUUUGGCUCCGGAAGGCAUUUGUCCCGGGAGUGUUCUUUGCGUGCUUUGUAUCUCUUGGUGGUGCCUCUACCUGGGCAGAGAGUACCGGCAAAUCUUCUCAUCAAUGGAAGGCUUGUGGAAUGUGCCUCGGGGGUCCUCCACCAUUCUGGAGAUGGGAGCCUUUCGGUCCGUGUCAUUUCCGCGGUUCUUCCUUUUCUGCACAGCGCGGCUCUCGAAGGCUGUCAUCUCCAGCCUUUUGCUUGCCGCGGGCAUCCAAUGGCUGGUGAACACCAUAGCCAUCAGGAGCAUAGUUCUCCGAGCUGUCGCCUUGAAAAGCCUUUUUGAGCUCGACAGCGUGUUCUACGCGGCCUUCAUGCCGAAGCAGCUCCAGGUGUGUAUGAAGAAACUAAAGCCCUUGCAGUUUCGCAAUUCUUCAUGCCGGAGCCAGAUUGAAUCCCUUCUUCUCCUGUUCUUCUUCGUAGUCGUGAUUUUCGGAAGCUGGCAUCAGUUGGUUGACCCAAUCGGUGUCACCAUGGAAGGUAUCAAGACCGAGUACUGCGGUGGAAACCAGAACUUUGUGGUCGCCGUAAAUGAUGAUCACGGUUUGGCAGUCGGCCGGUCGACUAUGCCCUUUGAUCCCGCUCGAGCCGAAGACGAGAUUGAGAGUGCCGUCUACGAUUAUGCAUUCAAGUCAAACGAGAGCAACCUUAUCUUGUUCCACACCUCGUCACGGAGCUUUGAGAAGACGCGAGUGGAGACCAUGGCGACGGCCACCACUUCCACCCUGCAGUGCGCCAACUUCGACCUGUGGUUCCUUCGCGGGGAAGACCAGCCGAUCCCCGACACCUACGGACCCUACUUUUGGUCUGCGGCUUUGUCCGUUGGCAUGCCUCCAAACAGCACAUGUGAGGACAUGAUCAGCCAUUGUGCCGAUGUCGACGCACAGCUCCUGCGCAUGGUGUGCGGCGUGACCUGCGGUUGCGUUGAACCACAGGCCAAUCCGCUGUACAAGGUUCGCGCACAAGGAUGCUUGAAGAGUUGUCUGGGUGAGCUGCCGAUCUGGGUGGUCGAUGAAGCCUGCGAGGACGUAAGCGCGGACUUUGAAUCUUGGCAGUCUUUCUGGGACAUGUACCCCACGGCCAUGCAAGCGUAUUUUGGUGCCACGCCGGAGCAAGUAUUUAAUCUCCAAGAGGUGGCCCGCGACAUGAAAGGAGCAGGGUGCCCCUAUUUGGCUGAGAUGACCCAUGAGGUCAUCACGGACACGCGAUACUGUGAUGGACAUCCUGAGCUGUUCUCCCCCUUGAGCCUUCUUUGCCCUAAGACUUGCUGCACUAGCAGCAGCAUGUUCUGCCCUUUGAGCUGCGGCGCUUAA